UUACGAAUGUCGAUUUCAAACAUGUAUUCUGUGUGCAAAAAUUAAAGCAAACCAAACCUCGUCUCGUCUUCCUUUCCCUUUUGAAUUAUCGCUAAUAAAAAGCCCUAAAACAUCUUAAAUCUGAGUAUUUUUUUCAAUCUCAACCCUUUGGCCGACUGAAAAAACUCUUGUUUUUGGUUUUUUGAGUUCCCAAAAAUGGGGAACUGGAACAGAAGAUGGAUACCCAGAAAAAAGUACAAGUACGAAGAUUUUCCGCCUUCUCCGCCGUUCCGUUACAACCAAUCUCAGUCUCAUGCUAUCCAGGAAAACGGUGUCCCAUCAUGGGAAAUAGAUUUCUGCAGAGCAGCCGGGAUUCCUUGGCACCAGGUUGUGAGUGCAAAAAAAUACAUGUACUGUUAUGAUAAUGUGGUUAAGUGGGAUGACUCUGCAGGUCAAGAAGCACUCAAUGAUGCAAAAAGGAGAUAUUGGGCGGAGAUAAGUGGUCUUCCCCGUCAGAGUCCUCCUCCCAAUCCAGAUGUGUAUAUUGAUAAAGUUGAUUGGGACUCACCUAUUGAUCCGGAGCUGAUAUUAGAUUUGGAUAGAGAAUAUUUUAACCCUAAUGAAGUUGAAAACUCUGUCAAGUCUGAGAAAAGCUUAGUUUCUGAAUGCACCCUGAUAUGGGGGGAUAAAACUGCUGAUAAUGGUGAAAAUCCUUGGGAAAGUAGUGAUGUGCAGGACUCUAAAAUUGCUGAUAAUGGUGAAAGUCCUUGGGAAAGUGGAUAUGUGCAGGUCUCUAAAAUUGGUGAUAAUGGUGAAAAUCCUUGGGGAAGUGGCAAUGUGCAGGGCUCUAAAACUGGUGAUAAUGGUGAAAAUCCUUGGGGUAGUGGUAGUGUGCAGGGCUCUAAAACUUUUGAGUAUACGGAGCAGACUUGGAAUGAAUGGGAUAACCCUGUAAACAUCAAAGACGAUGAUCCGUGGGAAAGGAGUUGCCCUAAAACCCAGGGGACCUUGAAGGACACUGCCUGGGGAGGCUCUGGAAAUGAGUCACGGGGUUGGAACACGGGGCUGAAUUAUGAGAAUGGAUAUGCUUGUGUUGAUAACAGUUUCAAAAAUUUGUGGCAUCAAAGUGGUGACAGAGUUUCUGGUGCUAAAGGAAAUGAAUGGGUUGAUAAUAGAAUAGGUUCCUGGGGUCGAAACCGUUGGAAUACCAGGGGGCAUGAGCAGCGGAAUUCAGACUAUGGCUUUCACUGGAAUAGGAACCUUAGUCGAGGUGGUGGAACAACCUCAAAAGACAGAAGGUGGGGAGAAUCUGAGGUCACGCCUUGGGAUUGGCAGCGGCAACCAAGGCAGAGAAAUGAGAGAAAUGUGGAUUUUGGAAGACCUAGCAGAGGUGAUAAAACCUUUUAUACUGGUUCGCGUAAGAGGGAAGGUUCUUCACAACAUGUGUCGAGGUACAAAAGCUCAAGGUUUCAAGGUGAUGAACAGAGGACUGCGUACAAUUGGAGAGAAGAAAAAACACAGAAGAGGGUUACUUUUAGCUUUAAUGACUAGUUGACCAACUUCUUAUCUUUUCAAUGAAAAGUUGACCAACUUCUUAAAUUACCGUUUCAAUGAAAAGUUGACCAACUUCUGGAUCUUUUUGUAUGUUAUUUUACAUCAUUGGGUGUUACCGAGCUCAAUGGUGGAGCAGUUGCAACCAUGAUCUUGCAGAGGGAUGGUAGAGAAGAAUGGCAAGUUGGAAGGCAGCUCUCUCGUGCUUAUGGAGUGCGAGGAAUAGGAGAAUGUGUUAUGGCAUCGGACGGAAAUUUGUAACAUGAAAAAACUCUUUUCUGUUCAUUUAUUUAUUUUUUUGCUUAAAAGAGAAAAUAUCCUACUGGAUGGAUAGUUGGGUAGGUUUAAUAGAUGAAUGAUCAAUGCAUGUUGCUAAGUCAUGUACCUUUGCUAUAAGUGGUUUUGAUGUCUUGGUGUAUUAUAAAAUGAAAGAAUCUUGAUAUAAGAAAAUGCUGUAAGCUUGUAAAUCUAUAUAAAAUUUCACCCUUUUCCCCUCA
Molecule: messenger RNA, 2027 nt
Organism: Solanum dulcamara
Lineage: Eukaryota; Viridiplantae; Streptophyta; Magnoliopsida; Solanales; Solanaceae
Exons: 2
Coding region: 196-1530 (444 amino acids)
Source: RefSeq, a predicted model, not a curated record